ACAGGCAGGUGAUGGCAAGCAACAGCGCUGCCCUGAGGGGAAAAGUGGUGCUAGAUUUGGGCUGUGGAACCGGCAUCAUCAGCCUCUUCUGUGCCAGAUUAGCAGAACCUGCAGCGAUCCAAACAAACUGCCAAUCACAUGGAAAAUCAAUCCAGUUCCGUGUGGCAUCAGUGUGAUAUCCAGUAGCAACACAAUUCUCUCCUCUAUUACCGUUGGGUUCACCACGAUUCCAGAAGCUGCAGGAGAACCAGAGAAUACAGUUAGCUCCUCUUCGUCUGCAGUCCUCCCUGCUCUCUCUCCAUUUCUUCUUGUCAGUGGAGAUGUAGUAAAGACUGGACCUGAAUGCAAUCCAUCCUGACUGGCGGAUGUCUCUCUCUGGACAGGCAUUGAGUUUUUCAGCUGGAGACAAUGUGAUGGUGCAUGAAAAGACCAGUGAAGACUGGUGGUGGGCCGAGAGGAGCGAACAAUUCGGCUACGUUCCCUCCAGUUUCCUUUACAGAGUAGCUGAUGAUGUGGAGGAUGCCUGGCAGAAUGAUGAGUACUUCAGCAGCUACGGUACACUGAAACUUCAUCUGGAGAUGCUGUCUGACCGGCCACGCACUGAAACCUACAGGCAGGUGAUGGCAAGCAACAGCGCUGCCCUGAGGGGAAAAGUGGUGCUAGAUUUGGGCUGUGGCACUGGCAUCAUCAGCCUCUUCUGUGCCAGAUUAGCAGAACCUGCAGCGGUGUAUGCCGUGGAGGCGAGCGCAGUAGUCGAGCACACAGAUAAGCUGGUGAAAUUAAACGGCUGUGAGAAGGUGGUGACCGUGUUUCAGUCCAGAGCUGAAGAUCUGACUCUUCCAUCCAAGGUGGACGUCCUUGUCUCUGAGUGGAUGGGCAACUGUCUGCUGUUUGAGUUCAUGGUGGAGUCGGUGCUGCGUGUCCGUGACCGCUGGUUGAAGUGUGGGGGGAUGAUGUGGCCGUCCUCCGCCUCUCUGAGUCUGGUUCCCUGCCAGGCCCUCACCGACUACGGCCAGAAAAUGGAAUUUUGGGAAAAUCUGUAUGACCUGGACUUCAGCUGCCUGCAGCCUGUUGCACGGGAGGAGUUUUUCUCUAAACCGAAAUUCAGCCACCAGCUCGAACCUGACGACUGUCUCUCCACCCCAUGUGAAGUCAUCAGUCUAGAUAUGCACACAGUGCGGGUAUCAGAUCUGGAGAAGCUGAGAGGAGACUUCAGCUUCAGUGUAGAGAGAUCAGGAACACUGCAUGGUUUCACUGCUUGGUUCAGUACAUUCUUCAAUAGCUUAGAGGAGGGAGGAGCAACACUGGAGCUCAACACCGGACCCUACAGCGAGCCGACUCAUUGGAAACAGACUCUGUUUAUGCUGGAUGAACCAAUCGGAGUUGAGGAAGGAGACCGCGUGGACGGUGCCAUCAUCCUAAAGAGGAAUCCUAUUUGGAGACGGCACAUGUCAAUCAUCAUAGAGUGGAAACUAAAGAGGAGAAAUGAUACGUCGUUCUCAGAGGUGAAGUCGAAGCGUUUCCCCAUGUGGAGGUGACCUUCAUGUAAAACACUAAAACACAACUCGAGACUGCAUGGAUUCUUCAUGACGGUGAUCCAGAAGUACAAGAUUUUGGUUUACACAAAGUGCCAAACCAUGUUAACUCAUCACUGACACGUAGCUAACACUCACUGUCUCGCCUGUACAGCCUCAUAAAUCAGCCGAACUGAUACCGCACUACAUUGAUAAAGUGUGUAUAAAUCAUUUUCAUUUUAAUUACAGCUUACACUACAAUUACACUUACAUCUUAAACUAUUCCACCCCUGUCCAAAAGUUUUUUUUGUUUAUUUUCUUUUAAUUUUCCCCUGUCCCUCCCUAUUUAGUCAAAAGCUGAUUGUUAUUGCACUUGUAGCCCCUGCUACAUGAGCGACAUUUAUUCGAGGAGGGUUGCAGGGGUGCUCAGACCUUUGCUGACCGGCCGGCAGGCAACACCUACAGAGCCGUACAGCGCUCUGUAAUCCUUCACUGCUUAUGCUGGUGCAUUGCCCAGGCACUGCUGCCACAAGGUAAUUCCUAUUUAGUUUGUCUGUUGAGUGCUCGAUCAGGCUGGUGGCCCCCCUGAGGCUCACACACAGAUGUUUAUGGUUCCUAAAUUACCUAUAAAAGGCUUGAACACCUAGCUAACUCAUAGGGCCUCAACUUUUAAGGAAACGGGGAAUGUUGAACAGGAAAAUUGAACCCUCAAGCCGACCUUUUUCCACCAGACAUGACCAACUGUUUCUGUUGAGCGCCCAGCUAGGCCGAUAAGCAGCAGUUACUUUAGAUCAUAUUUCUUGUAUUGUUUUGGUUCUCAUGUCCAGAUUACAGAAAAGCCGGUAGUUUACAAGCAUCUAGGGCUGUGUCCUAAUCCUCAUUACCCACAUGGGCAGUCACUACACUUGUAUUUGUAUUACAUAUUUAAGAUAAGAUAAGAUAAGACUUUAUUGAUCCCGAAGGAAAUUGCAGAACUCAUAUUUAAAAUAUGUGUUAAAAAGCAGAAUAAUUAAAAUAAUAUAUUAAUAUUAAAAUUGCUUGACAAACUGACAUUACAACUGACAUUACAACUGUAUUUGUUUUGUAAGUGCAAAUCUGUAUGACUCUGUUAAAGCAAACAUUUACAUUUCAUUAAAUAACAUUUUA
Messenger RNA from Trichomycterus rosablanca, 2660 nucleotides. It is a transcript of the gene prmt2, whose product is annotated as protein arginine methyltransferase 2. Lineage: Eukaryota; Metazoa; Chordata; Actinopteri; Siluriformes; Trichomycteridae. Gene Ontology annotation, cellular component: nucleus. Gene Ontology annotation, biological process: peptidyl-arginine methylation. The coding region runs from base 366 to 1538 and encodes 390 amino acids. The transcript has 11 exons. The record is from RefSeq and is a predicted model, not a curated record. Gene Ontology annotation, molecular function: protein binding; protein-arginine N-methyltransferase activity.